ACUAACAAUAUUUAGUGAAAACUUGGCUGGAGUGCUCCUUGAAAAGGAAAUCUACUAAUAUUCAUAAAUUAUGUUUGUAAACGUUUCAUCAGCAUAGGGUAUGGACUCCAUUAGUGUAAUAGAACUGUUUAUAAUAUAUAAAAGCAGCCAGUAAAACACUGGACAGCCAGAAAGAAAUCUGCUGCAGUGUUGCUCUGCUAGCAUAUUUUAGGUAAGCAAUGCAGAGCACCAGAUGCGCCACCAAAGGCUGUCUCCAGUAAAGCCCAUAGUUGGUGUCGUUAUGUGACGUGGCCGUGAUGUGAAGGGCUGGCAGCGUCGGUAUAGUGCCCCCUCUAAACCACGUAUUUAUAAUAUCCAUACCCCCUGAACGUUGAGCCUAAAGUUAACAACUCAACCCACCCCCUUCUCCUCCUGCAACGCUACAAUAUCUUAAUUUCAUAAUAUAAAAUAGGAACUUCUACCCCAGAUAAAGGUCCAUACGAGGACAUGCGUCCCAUAUCAGAUCAGGGUUUAGUUUGGUACAGUGAUUCCACUAACAACAUCAAUAAAUUACAAUCUAUAAAUGCUCGCGCUCAACGUAUUUCGCGCGCAAACUGGCAACAAGUAACCGUUCUAUUUUAUUCACAGAUGAAUUUACUUCACAGAAGUUUAUAAACAUACUUUAUCAACAGACUGCCCUUUUUAUCUGAUCUUGAGACUUCAUAUUUCAACAGAAAACGGGUGUCAUCAGGUAAAGGGGGGCAUUCAAGUGAGUAUCUUACUUUACCACCAGGUAUAAAUAAAUAUAAAUAAUAGGCUAGCUAGCAAACUAGCUACCUAGCUAAAGCGAACUAUAUACUCUGGUAAGUAAAGUUGACGUUAUGAUAUCUAGCCUAGCCAGCUAAGCAGGUUCGCUGAAGUGAACGUAACAUUAGCCUACUUCACACAAGACAGAGAAAUUGCGUUUGUAAGUUUGCUAGCCAAUUGUUCAAAAGUGAGAAAGCCAACUAUCUUCUUGCCAUCAUUUGUCGCUAUUACUUUCUUUCUGUACCAAAGGUGUCAGCGAAUUACACGUUGGCUAAACAAUUAAGUUAACCGAUUAACUGAUCUCAACAGGUUAUUAUCAUCUGGUUCCACUGACCACCAUUAGCUAGUAUCGGUAACUACUUGAACUGGUUGCUAGACUGUUAUGCUAGAUAUGUAAUGUUGAUGGAGAAGGAUUGUCGUUGACAAAGGGAAAACACAGAUUACUUAGCUGGAAGUGAGUUAACAUAGCAAAGUUGGCAUAAUACCCAAGGUCGAUUUUUUGCUGUCUGGUAACCUUGUGUAGAGGCCUAGGAAACAUCGUGAGGCUAAUUUUUCAAGUUGAUGAGUGAAGCUCUAAUGUUAUUAGCUACAGAAAAGUUGUUGGCCAUCGAGCUAAAUAACGUUACCUAGCUAGAUGAUGUUAGUGUUGGUUUAGGUUCAGGAACAUUAGAAUGAUGUUAAUAUUUCUCACAGUGUGACUUAGAGUAACAUUCACAUGAGGAACGAAAUGAUCAGGCUAAAAUAACUGUGUAAUAUAUUGUAAUGUAAACCUGUAAUGUUGUUCACAUUACAGUUUUGGGCCUUGGUGAGUAGGGCGUCAUGGCACCCCUCCAGGACCAACAGAUUGAGAAAUUAUUAGAUGAGGCACUGAAGCAGAGUAGGUUUCAAGCCUUGGAAGACUUCCUGAAUGAUAAAACCAAUGAGGGGACACCUUCAAAAUGCUCCAAACUGUUUAUCACCAAGUUGGACAAAUUUAUGAGCAGGGAAUUGGAUCAAAAGCAUGUUAAAAAUGCUUGUCUUGGUCUUAAAAUCCUGCAUACAUUUGGAUGCUGCCUUGUCUCUCCUGGAGGUGAAGGGUUGGCAGGGAUGGUGUCUCAAGGCAUUCUGGAAAAGAUGAAGCAGUGGUUUGAGAAAGCCUGGCACUUAUGGAUGGAGGGCGGAACAAAGGCUAAUGAGAUGCUGCUGCAUUUGGCAGAAGACUUCUUUGAUGCUCUCAUGGCUAUUCAUGACAGUGGAAAAGAGGGGACUUAUCAGGUGAGCGGAUCUUUCCUGGCUCUCAUUGGCAAGUUGGCCUCUGAUUCCCAAGUACACAUAUCAGUGCAGAAGGAGGCAGUCCAAAAACUCAACGUUAUCUUGGAUGCAAUGCCUCCUGAACUGAAGAAAGAAAGGAAGAUCUUGUCAAAGGAGUCCUCAAAUGUUAUAAAAGAACUGGCUGGCUGUAUUGUUGACGGUGGAGAUUAUGACCUGCAGGCUGCCAUGCUUGAAUCCAUCUACAGGAUGACCGUGGCUUCCCAGAGAAGAGAAUUUGUGCACAACUGGUUCACCAUGGACUUUGUGGCCUCUGCCUUCCUGAAGAUAAGGGAGCCUCAAUUUGAGACGGAUUGCAGGAAAUUUCUUAACAUGGCCAAUGGAAUGAAAGGCGAUGUGAGAAGAGUGUACUCCUACCCGUGUUUGGGGGUGUUCUUGGACAAGCAUGAGUUGCUGAUGCCAUCCGAUGAAAAACUUGAGGAAUUCUGGAUCGACUUCAACCUUGGAAGCCUGAGCGUGUCUUUCUACUGUACUCUUGCCAGCGAUGAGGCACAGGAACCCAGCUCAACCUGGGAGACAUUUUUCCUUCCCAACAAUGAAGUGGAGAGCUUUUCAGUGGAUGAGCAAGGGGACAAGAAAGCCCUGAGUGUGAUGCUGACCAGUCCCCGGUCUCUAGGGGCGAUCUCAGGCUCCAGACUCUCCAUUCACUUCAGCCCCUCCCUGGACAUCCUGCAGGCCGCUCAGAAAGUAUUUGGAAGUGCAAAGGGCAAAAGAUUUGUUAGGAAGAAGGGCACUUCUGUGGUGAAGACCACUGUCCAGAUCAUCUUGGAUGAGACCAACUCUCAGCAGGUCAUCAUUCCAGACAGCCAGAUCCCCCUGAGGCAGCGCUCAGAGAGACAGCCUCCCGCCUUGAACACGUCCACCUCCCGCAAGGCAUCGCCCCCUGCUGUCCCUGUGGAGAACAGCAUCCCCAAGAGUGUGACCCUGGCCAGGCCGAAGAUCUCAAUGUCGUCGACGAUCAUCUCGAGCAGCGGGCGUAAGCUGGGAGAGAGCCCCCGCAGUGCUGUCUUAUCCACCCCCAGAGGGAAGGUGAAGCCAGCCCUGCAGAUGGUCAGCUCAGUGGACAGGAAAUGCGAGCUCAACCUGAAAGAGUUGGUGGUGGCCAAGACCUCCAGCAGCAUGAAGUACCAUCGUGAGCUCCUAGACACCAGCAGAGAGCAGCAGUCCGUUCCGGCACCUGUCCGACCACGCAGUGCUGAGCCAAGGCCCGACCCGAAGAGAGGCCAUGAGGCGGAGAAAUUCCGCAGACACAUUCCUGUGGCCAAAGUGCUGGAGAUGGUGCAGGCAGAGGAGCCUCUGGAUGAAAGCAUAGUGCCAGACUCCCAGCCUCCAAACAGAAAGGAGAGCAGCAUGCGCUCUGGUCUCUGGAGUGGUGAUGUGUCCAAGAAGAAGCGGUCUGUGUGUGAGUCGGUGGCAUCAGGCCGAAGCAACUCCUCCCAGGGCGCACGCAAUCCAGACCCCGCGCUUAAACCCACUCCAAGCGUGGAGCAGCAGCCCCAGCAGUGGCGGCCCCCCUCGGCGCAGAACCGCUCCAGGGAGGUCAGCCAGAGGGAUCUGCACUCCCAGAUCACCCAGAAGCUGGAGGCCGUGGUCAGGGAUAGGGAGCAGGGCACGCCGGCCAAGGAAGCCCUUACCGCAGGCUCCAGCCGGUCCCAGACGCCCAGCGGAGGCCUCGGUAAGGCCAAAGCUGUGCCUGUGAAGAUGCCCAACCCGAAUUCUCUCAAGCCAACACCAAUCAAGGCCCUGUCAGAGAAAACGGCCAACACUAAAGUGAGUCCGUCAGACACCAAGGAGAAACCGGCCCGAGGGAGUGCUGCCAGGGGGAAGAAAUCAGAAGAGGUGACAGACAGUAUGUUGAAGUUCAUCUCUAGCCAUUUCCAAGGCAAGGGCUGUGUUACUACAAAGGAUUCAGGGCCACGGUUGGCUGGUGUCAGCAAUAAGAGGUCUUUAUUUGAUAAAAGUUGGUCCCUUGGCGUAAAAGGAGACAGUAAUGGCUCAGGGUUUUUGAAAUCAUUUGAAAUGUCCAAGAAGGCUGACGUCAACGAGGAUGUCUAUGCAUUCAACACAAAGACACCAUCCAGCACUGGAAAAAUCUUCAAGAAGGCCUCUGAGAAAUCUGUUAUGGAGUCCAGUGCCAUCAGCAGCUCUUUCGCCCUUUCUGCGUCUGCAAAGAAGGCCCCUCCUGACAGGGUCUUCAGCCGUCACCUGAGGAAGCACCUGUUCAGCGACACAGACACAGACCGAGACAAGGAGAACACCACAGACGUCAGCUGGCUCAGGGACUCGGCCCGCAGGGCCAAACCCAAAGUGGCCGACUACAGCCGCCAGCCGGCCAAACCCUGCCCACCGCCAUGCACCUCAGAUGUGUCCCCAGACCUGCCUGCUCUUUCUCCCGAACUCUUGAAGGAGCGAGCCAAGCCGAAGAGGAAAAGGCCUCAGAAGAAGCCUGUGCAGCAGAAGCCUGUGGAGCCGAAGCCUGUGGAGCAGAAGGCUGCUGCCAAGCCCUCAGUGGUUGCCACGGGGACGAGCAGAAGGCCCCGCCGGGCCGUGGCCGUGGACGUGUCCUACAGGGAAGCCUCAGACCACUCAGAGACUGAAGAACCUCCAGCCUUACCAACUAAGAAGCGGAGGACCGCUGACCCUCCAGAUAUGACUGAAAGGCCAGCGCCGCCGGAGGUGAAGAAGAUGAAGAAGGUUUCUCCCCCGCCGGAGGUGAAGAAGACGAAGAAGGUUUCUCCCCCGCCGGAGGUGAAGAAGAUGAAGAAGGUUUCUCCCCCGCCGGAGAAGCCCGUUAAACCUCCUCUGGACUCCUGGGCCGUUAAACCUCCUCAGGACUCCUGGGCCGUUAAACCUCCUCUGGACUCCUGGGCCAGCAGACUGGCCUCCUCCCACUUCAGCCCUCCCUCUAUGGAGCACAUGAGAUCUGCAGCGAGGUCUCCGCCAUUAGCGCUGUCCCCCACCACCCCCCUCCUCCAUCUCUGCCUCUCCCCUGUGGCGCGCCCCUCUCCACCGCCCACCCUGGAGAUGCCCAAGCCCAUGAUUGGCAUCCAGGCCUCCUCUUUCUACAAGCCUGCGGCGGGGGGUAAAGACAAGCUGAAGACCCCAAGCCUGCCCGUCCCCCCCACGCCCAACAGCGGGACCCCCCGCAUGGCCAGCUGCCGCAGGUCAUGCGCCUCAGAGAAUCUCCAGCUGAGCCCAGUCCACUCUCUGCACUCCCCGGCCCAGCCCCUCCUCACCUCCACGGGCCUGGAGAAGUCUCCGGAGGGCUCGCCGCUCAAGUCCAUCGACCUCGACCAGCAGCUGCGAGACUUUAUCAAGGCGCACGAGACCGACAAGGACUCAGUCAUCUCCAUGGUGACCCUGAGCCAGUCCUCGCAUCUGUCAGUCAACAAUGUGGCAAUACUCUGUACUGAAAUUGAGAAGACACCUGCAUCCAGUAGGGGGCGUGAGAACGGCAAACAGACGUUGCAUUCAGGCCCCAGCUACCACCGCACGUGCCACCCCUCCCAGUCCGACAGGAGUCACACAGACAUAGAGAGGGAAGACGAGGAUGAUGAAGAGGAGGAGGAGGAAGAUGUUAGGGGUGCACCAAGAGAGAAGGCCCUCAAGAUGAAGCCGAGGAAACUGUUCAAAGAGAAAGAGAAAGGCCCCAGAUACCACCGCACGCACCAACCCUCGCAGUCCGACAGGAGUCACACAGACAUAGAGAAGGAAGACGAGGAGGAGGAGGAGGAAGAUGUUAGGGGUGCACCAAGGGAGAAGGCCCUCAAGAAGAAGCCCAGGAAACUGUUCAAAGAGAAAGAGAAAGCAGCAUGGCUGAAGCAACCAGAGGAGAAGCAAAGCAGCUCAGAGCAAGAUGAAGAGAACGAGCAGGAGGAGGAGCAGGAGGAGGAGCAGGAGGCGUUGCAGAGUAUCCGAGGCAAGAAGAGUAGGAGGGCGGUCCAAACUACGAAGAAGUCCUACUACACUAAACAGACUGACGGCACGGGCACAGUGGAGAACAUGGAGGUGGAGAUGUCCUCCCACAUGGUGGCCAGCGCCAGCAGCAGCUGGAAGACGGGCCUGCAGGGGGACGUGGACCCGGACGCCGUGCACACCGAGAUCAGCACCUCGCAGGAGAUGGGCUAUGUCUGCCGAGAGUUCAGCACCGAACUCACCAGGAAGUUUCAGAAACGCACAGAGAAGAUGGAGCUGUACACUAAGCAGUCCCUGAAGAGCGUCCAGCAGCACAUGUCCUCCGUCAGCCUGCGGAUGAGCAAGAACAGAAUGCAGAGGAUGGAGAAGGUUAAGACAACUCUAAUGGAGGAGAUCGGCAACCUGGAGCAGGAUAACAGCGCCCUGAAGAGCAUGGAGAAGGAGCUGACGAUCUACUGGAAGAAGCAGUCCCUGGCUUUCCAUUCGUACCAGAACAGAGAAUCUCGGAGGCUCCAGCACCUGAAGAACUCCUUUCAGACAAAUGUGUGUCCCAGCCUGGAGUACGAGGAGCAGAUCUUCAGCUCGGAGAUGGUUCUGAUGAAGAAGGACAUGAAGUCGGUCCAGGAUAAAUUUCUUCAGGAGAUGCGAGAGGAGGAGCUCUCAAGUAUGCGCAGAGGACUGCAGACUCUGUUCCUGUCUGGGACUCCCAUGUUCUGACCCAAAGAAAAGAAUGAUCUUUAAAAGGUGUUUUUAGCAUGUUCACGUUCUGAUCCGUUCACAUCAGAAUUCACUUUAUUGCGGAACCUGUUCAGACAUGUUGAGUAGAUAUUAUAAACCAAUAUAUAUUCAGUUCAAUUAGUUUAUUUAUUUAUUUAAGGUUGUCAACCUUGACUUGUGAGUCCAUUCCCUCGCUCCCCAGUUUUUAAUCUAAAUAAUGAAUUCAUGUGUAAAAUGUAUUUAUUCAUAUGGAAAAAUUGAUUGCCUUGUUGUUAAUAUAUUAUAAGAACCACAAUAAAUAAGAUUGAUGUAAAAGGUAAUCCGUCAGUGGUGUGUCUCGUUCUUUUCCCCCUAAUCACGUUGUUAUAACAUUGUGUUGUUCAGCACAAAAACAAAUGUCAACCAGGACAUAUUUCCAGAGUCAUUGUAUUAGUAUGACGACUGCUACACAUGUCUUCAUCACCUGUUCUUGGCUACAGAUGUUGGUAUGUUUGGAGCAAGAAGACACCACAUAUUUUUAAAAAGCCUUGUAUUAUGAAGACAAGUAGUUCUUACAAAGUUUUUUUUUUUUUUUUUUUCAA
Clupea harengus (Atlantic herring) is the source of this 7307-nucleotide messenger RNA. It is a transcript of the gene sycp2, whose product is annotated as synaptonemal complex protein 2. NCBI's taxonomy places the organism in Eukaryota, Metazoa, Chordata, Actinopteri, Clupeiformes, Clupeidae. The coding region runs from base 1606 to 6726 and encodes 1706 amino acids. Gene Ontology annotation, biological process: male meiotic nuclear division; mitotic G1 phase; female meiotic nuclear division. Gene Ontology annotation, cellular component: condensed chromosome, centromeric region; lateral element. The record is from RefSeq and is a predicted model, not a curated record. The transcript has 46 exons.